GGGUGGAGAAAAAAAAAAAAGGGAAAGCCUAAAAGGUGAAACAUAAACAAGAAAAAGAUCCUCAUUUUUUGUUGUCCUUUUUGUAUAUUCAUUCAAUUCAAUCAUCGAAUCCUUUUCUCUCUCCCUCUCUCUUCAUUACCUUUCGUUGCUUUCUUUUUCUAAAAGAUCCUUCCCUUUUCAUCUAUUUUCACUUUAACCCCUUUGAUUUUUUAUGUUAUCGGUUCUUCCUACAUUGAUUGCUUUUUUAUAUUUAUUGAUCAAUGGGAUCAACGGGGAUAGAUGAUUUUACUUAUCAAUUAGGGCUCCGAUUAAUUUUGGGUAUUUAAAGAUUGCCCCCUCGGGGUUUGUAUUUUAUUCAAUGAUGUAGCUGAAUUACAGUGUUGUUGUUGGAUAAUUUUUAGGAUUUUAAUUGAAAAUUGUAUUGUGGGUGGUUCUGAUUUUUGUUUUUUAUGGAUUCUUGAAGUUUAUUUUGAGCAAAAAAAAAAAAGUAAAGUAGUGUUCUUUGGUAUUUUUGGUAAUUUACUUGGGAUCAAUUAUUUGCUUGAAAAUUUGGUCCUUUUUUGUGUUUUCUAAAUUUAGUGAGGUUCAAACAGAGUAAAAGUUGAUCAUUGGUGUAAAAAGUAUUGUUCUUGGUAAUUUUGAAGAGGCUGAUUGAAUUAAAUCAACAUGGAUCAUGUUGUGGGUGGGAAGUUUAAGCUGGGAAGGAAGAUUGGUAGUGGCUCUUUUGGUGAGCUUUAUUUAGGUGUGAAUGUACAGAAUGGAGAGGAAGUUGCCAUUAAGCUGGAACCUGUCAAGACGAGACACCCUCAACUGCACUAUGAAUCGAAAAUUUAUAUUCUACUUCAAGGAGGAACUGGGAUUCCUAACCUCAAAUGGUUUGGAGUAGAGGGCGAGUACAAUAUAAUGGUCAUUGACCUUCUUGGACCAAGUUUGGAAGACCUGUUCAACUAUUGCAACAGGAAGUUUACUUUAAAAACAGUACUAAUGCUAGCAGAUCAACUCAUUAAUAGAGUUGAAUACAUGCACUCCAGAGGAUUUCUUCACCGUGACAUAAAGCCGGACAACUUUUUAAUGGGUUUAGGUCGCAAGGCAAAUCAGGUUUAUGCAAUUGACUUUGGGCUUGCCAAAAAGUAUAGGGAUCUCCAGACUCACAAGCAUAUACCAUACAGGGAAAACAAGAAUCUGACAGGAACUGCUCGGUAUGCGAGUGUCAACACUCAUCUUGGUGUUGAGCAAAGCAGAAGAGAUGAUUUGGAAUCUCUUGGUUAUGUGCUUAUGUAUUUUCUUAGAGGAAGCCUUCCGUGGCAGGGACUUAAAGCUGGUACUAAGAAGCAGAAAUACGAUAAAAUCAGUGAGAAAAAGAUGUUAACACCAAUAGAGUUGCUGUGCAAAUCUUAUCCAUCUGAGUUCGUAUCAUACUUCCACUACUGCCGAUCAUUAAGAUUUGAAGAUAAACCUGACUAUUCAUAUUUGAAGAGGCUUUUCAGAGACUUGUUUAUUCGUGAAGGUUAUCAAUUCGACUAUGUAUUUGAUUGGACAAUUUUGAAGUAUCCUCAGAUUGGUGCCAGUUCUAGAGGACGAAAUCCUAGUGGGAAUGCCGGACUAAAUGCUGGACCAUCUGCAGAAAGGCCGGGACGGGCGUCAGCGGGGCAAGAUAUUCGGGACAGAUUUUCUGGUGCUGUUGAAUCAUUUUCCAGAAGGAAUACUUUGGCAGCUGGUAGGCAUGGGGAACACUCCAGACAUAGGACUUCAGAGGAUAUACCUUCUUCCAAAGAUGUGCAAGCUGAUUCAGAAAGAGGCCGCACGUCGAGAAAUGGAAGCUCUUCUAGAAGGGCUGCCAUUUCAAGCAGUAGACCGACCUCUACUGGUGAACCCACAGAUAGUCGCUCAAGCAGAUUAGUGUCGAGCACUGGUCGUCUAUCUACCACACAAAGAAUUCAGCAGGGAAUAGAAACAAGACCAUCAUCAUUCUCCCGAACUUCAGUCACAAAGGGAAACCAUGAUAAUAACCCUCUCCGGAGCUUUGAAUUUCUUUCGAUCAGAAAGUAAGAGAAGACACGUGUAAAAAGAGAAUGAACAUUCAAUCCCUUUUUACGGAGGAUGUCUCGAAGGUGCUGUACAUUGGUAAUGUUGUGACAACUUCGCAUAUGCCUUGUUUUUGUUUCUAAUUAGAGUUGCUGGCCACCAUAGCGCAUUUAGACUCAUCCAAAAAGGUGUUAGAGUAAAGUGCAAGAGUUUUAUAUAUAUAUAUAUAUAUAUAUAUAUAUAUAUAUAUGUAUGGAACGAAUAGCUUAAAUAAAUACUGUUGUACGAAUUGAUGCAACUUUCAUCUUAUUGCCUACUGGAAUGCCUAGUGAAAGGAGGAACUCUUUUUAAUGGUAUAUU
Messenger RNA from Capsicum annuum, 2385 nucleotides. Its product is annotated as casein kinase 1-like protein 10. The record is from RefSeq and is a predicted model, not a curated record. The coding region runs from base 667 to 2049 and encodes 460 amino acids. The transcript has 14 exons. Gene Ontology annotation, molecular function: protein serine/threonine kinase activity; ATP binding. Gene Ontology annotation, biological process: signal transduction; peptidyl-serine phosphorylation; endocytosis. Gene Ontology annotation, cellular component: nucleus; cytoplasm. NCBI's taxonomy places the organism in Eukaryota, Viridiplantae, Streptophyta, Magnoliopsida, Solanales, Solanaceae.